AUGAAUUCCCUUACAUUUCUCGAGGUAUAUCUUGGUCUUCGCGUUUGUACUAUGGCACGUGGAAAGGUGGUUGGAGACUCGGAGAAUAUUCCAGCGGAGUGUAUGCCGUCGCCGGGAAAGGUGCUGUUGUUAGUAUUGUGGAGGGAUACAGAACCUGAGGCGACCUGUCCAACGCCAAGUCAAGUGCAUUCCCUGGAGGUGAAGCUUAAGCGCUCACCAGGAUGGUGGGUGGAAGUCCCGAACCAAUCACUUCAUCGCGUCAACGGCCAUCGAGCCAAAUGCCUUUUCGUAAGGGUUCCUUCUACCCCUGGCCUGUUCCUGAACCAAGAUGCGCCACCGGGACCACUUUUACGUUCCUCGAGGCUCGUCGACGCGCUCGGGCUGUUCUCGGUGCACCGACGUGCUGUUCAGACAGGUUCAACCCUCGAGGAGACGGUUGCAGUUAGCAACAUAAUAUAA
Molecule: messenger RNA, 459 nt
Organism: Suillus plorans
Lineage: Eukaryota; Fungi; Basidiomycota; Agaricomycetes; Boletales; Suillaceae
Exons: 4
Coding region: 1-459 (152 amino acids)
Source: RefSeq, a predicted model, not a curated record